AUGGUGUCUUUAUUACGGACCCUACAAGAUCAUCUUGAUGAUGUCAACUGUUGCGCCUUGUCUAAUUCAAUGCUGGCGACCUGCUCCAUUGACAAAACAAUUCGUGUGUACACUACCAAUGACUUCUGUGAGCUUAAUUUCUCUCCGCUGUCCGAACACACGUAUGGCGUUCACUGCUGCUGUUUUAGCAGUUGUGGCAGGUAUCUCGCUUCAUGUUCAACUGAUGCUACGACAAUCGUAUGGGACAUGCAAACAGGUAAAGUCGAAGUAAAGUUCGAAUACCCCGGUCGAACCCCUGUACGGAUUUGCUCGUUCUCUCCCGACUCGUCUUAUUUACUGUCCGGAGCGACGGACGGAACUGUGACACUCUGGGAUGUCCCGACAAAGUCCCUACAAAGGACAAGAGCAGCCACGGAGGGCACCCUGGUUGCCAGUGCAUUCUCUCCCUGCGGUCAGAUGUUUGUGACGGGUUCUACUCUGGGAGACCUCCGGGUCUGGAACCUAGCAAUGAACCAGCUCUGUGCCGAAAAGGACGCCCACGACCUGGGAGUAAACUGCUGUAAUUUUUCUCCUCAGACUGACUCUGACGGUCACACCUUGCAGUUUCGACUGGCCUCCUGUGGACAAGACAGUCAGCUGAAGAUAUGGAUCAUUUCCCAGCAUGCAUCAGCGGGUUGUAUGAUGCAGCUGCUUCACACGCUCACUGGGCAGUCUUCUCCUGUGCUCUCCUGCUGUUUCUCCUCAGAUGGACAGCGGCUGAUAUCCGGAUCAGUGGAUAAAACAGUUGCUGUAUAUGAUGCGAAUCAGGCAGUUCUACUACACACUUUGACCCAACACCGGAGGUAUGUAACGACUUGUGCCUUUGCUCCAGUUGGCCCGUUGUUUGUCACUGGCUCCAUGGAUAAGACAGUGAACAUCUGGAUGAUGGGAGAAGGAGAGGCUUUACCAGCUCUCUCUACCAAACGUCCCAGAACAACACAGAGGGGAAGGAAGCUGCCGGGUCACUCCAGGUUGCCGGUCAGCGAUUGGACGGAGGAAGAUGUGUCGGCGUGGUUAAGCGAAGAGGGAAUGGAAGCUCUGGUCAGCACGUUCAAAGCCAACAACAUUGAUGGACGUGAACUGGUCAGCCUGACCAAAGAAACUCUAGCUACUGAGCUACACGUUGAUUCUGUGGGUCUCCGGGGAAAGGUUCUGAGGAAGAUUGAGGAGCUGAAGCAGGUGUUGGAGGGCUCUGAUGUUCCAGAUGAAUUUGUGUGUCCCAUCACCAGAGAAGUCAUGAAGGAUCCAGUCAUGGCUGCAGAUGGCUACUCAUAUGAGAGGGAAGCAAUUGAGAGCUGGCUUAAAACUAAAAACCCAUGCAGUCCCAUGACAAACUUACCUCUACAGACCACCCUAUUAACACCAAACCGGACCCUCAGGAUGGCCAUAAACCGGUGGAGAGACAAGCGAUGAUAACGGUUAGACUUCCAGGUACAGUUGGCUUAUUGAUGAUGACGAA
Molecule: messenger RNA, 1498 nt
Organism: Chanos chanos (milkfish)
Lineage: Eukaryota; Metazoa; Chordata; Actinopteri; Gonorynchiformes; Chanidae
Product: WD repeat, SAM and U-box domain-containing protein 1
Exons: 11
Coding region: 1-1452 (483 amino acids)
Biological process (GO): protein ubiquitination
Molecular function (GO): ubiquitin-protein transferase activity; protein binding
Source: RefSeq, a predicted model, not a curated record